AUGGCGACACACUUGUCCCCGUUCCUCGACCCGGGCCUACGAACGAAGCCAGAUACUUUGGGCAUUGUGCUCCUGUCUCGCGACCAGUUUCAGCCGCUGUAUUUACGAGAGUUCUCCGGCGAAGUCGACGGCUAUGUCGAGGGCGACGUGCUCAACACCCGCUUCGGCUCCUUUCCACACUCGACCCUGCUAAACGUGCCGUGGGGAACGCAGGUGCGUGCGUCUGUCGUGGAUACGGGCACGCGCGGACGCAAGCGCAAGCGGGACGAGGGCCGGCCGGGCGCCAAAGGAGUAGCAGCAGCAGCUGUUGCAGUAACGAAGCAGCAGCAGCAGCAGCCCAAGGGGACGACGGUGACGGCAGCGAGCGGCUUCAUCCACAUUUUGCCGCCGACGCCGGAGAUCUGGACGCUCAGCCUGCCGCACCGCACGCAGGUGGUGUACACAAGCGACUACAGCUACAUUCUGCACCGUCUGCGGGCACGGCCGGGUAGCCGCAUCAUCGAGGCGGGCAGUGGCAGCGGCAGCUUCACACACGCGUCCGCACGGGCCGUAUAUAACGGCAACAACGGCAACAACAGCAACGACGGGGCCGUGUUCAGCUUCGAGUUUCACAACGAGCGGUAUGGAAAGAUGAAGAAGGAGCUGGCGAGCCACGGGCUGAACGGGCUGGUGACGCUGACGAACCGCGACGUGUACGAGGGUGGCUUUCUGAUGGACGACGGCAGCAGCCCCGAAGCGGACGCGGUAUUCCUGGACCUUCCAGCACCGUGGCGCGCGCUGCCGCACCUGACCAGGCAGAAGACGUCGGCGCUGAACCCGCGCAAGAGCGUGCACCUGUGCACGUUCUCGCCGUGCAUCGAGCAGGUGACGCGAACGGUGUCGACGCUGCGGCGGCUCGGCUGGGUGGACAUUGACAUGGUGGAGGUGGCCAAUAAGAAGCUGAUCGUGUACCGGGAGCGGCCAGAGACAGUGGGUGGGCGGGGUGGCAGCGGACCGGCGCCGCACGACGUGCUAGAGGCGGUGGCGCGGCUCAAGACGAUCGAGGCGCGCACGCGCGAGUACAACACGCUGUUCUGGCAGCAGCGGGCGGCCGAGGAGGACGGAUCGGCGAUGGUGGUCGAGGGCGAGGGCAAGGCCGACUCGACACCGGCGCAGGCAUCGCAGAGCACAGCACAGACAACACUUCCACUAUCAGAACAGACGCCGCCGUGGAUGGAGGGCCUGCUGACGACACGUGUGGAGCCCGAGGUCAAGACACACACGUCGUAUCUCGUGUUCGCGGUGUUGCCGCGGGAGUGGACGGCCGAAGACGAGGCGGCGGCGGCGGCGCGGUGGCCCUGUGGCAACGAGCGCGGCAUGAUCGGCGCAGUCAACCGAGAGGCGCGCAAGGAGCAGAAGCGGCGGACGCUGCAGGGCCGGAGCGGAGGUGGUGGUGGCGGUGGUGGCGGUUCCAGAGAGGGCACGUAG
Molecule: messenger RNA, 1467 nt
Organism: Grosmannia clavigera kw1407
Lineage: Eukaryota; Fungi; Ascomycota; Sordariomycetes; Ophiostomatales; Ophiostomataceae
Product: tRNA methyltransferase subunit
Exons: 1
Coding region: 1-1467 (488 amino acids)
Biological process (GO): tRNA methylation
Cellular component (GO): nucleus; tRNA (m1A) methyltransferase complex
Source: RefSeq, a predicted model, not a curated record